UUGAGCUUCCAAGUGGUCAUCACCAGAAGAAGAGGACAAGGAAAAGAUAGCAUAGCGUCAGAGAUUCUGAUAAUAUCAUUUCGUUUGGUCAGAAUACGAUUCUGAUUUAAAUAUGUCAAGCAUGAAUCAAGAGAAAUAUCCGCGAUCAUCCAUUGAGGAUGAUUUUAAUUAUGGCACGAAUGUCGCAACGGCGAGCGUGCAGAUCCGGAUGGAUUUCCUCCGCAAGGUGUACACCAUCCUUUCCCUGCAGAUUAUCAUCACCACUGCUGUAUCUGCUCUUUUCAUGCUCUGUAACCCCAUUAAAACCUUUGUGCAUGAAAGUCCCACUCUGGUGCUUAUAUCUGCUAUCGGGUCUCUUAUCCUACUCCUUGCUUUGGCUGUGUACCGACACCAGCACCCUAUCAAUCUUUAUUUGCUGUUUGGAUUUACACUGCUGGAGUCUCUGUCUGUAGCCACUGCAGUGACAUUCUAUGAGUACGCCAUUGUGCUCCAGGCCUUUGUGCUCACUUCUGCGGUGUUCCUGGGCCUCACUGCUUACACCUUCCAGUCCAAACGGGACUUCAGCAAACUCGGAGCCUGUCUGUUUGCCGGCUUGUGGAUCCUCAUCAUUGCAAGCUUUAUGAGGCUUUUCUUCUACAAUGACACAAUGGAGCUGGUUUUCGCUGGGGCUGGAGCCCUGCUUUUCUGUGGGUUCAUUAUUUUCGAUACACACGUGCUGAUGCACAAGCUGUCCCCGGAGGAACAUGUCCUGGCAUCCAUCAAUCUCUACCUGGACAUAGUCAACUUGUUCCUCUACAUUCUGCGCAUCCUUGACUCCAUGAAGAAGCACUGAAUGGUUUGACAUUCUGAAUUGUAGGUACUGUAAUGCUGGGAGUGAAAUUGAAACUACAAAACAUUAUUCUUUAAUUUAACAGGCUCCAUGUACCAUAUGAGAGUAUAUUUUGCCAAAAUGCAAAUGCUUGUUUUUAACUAUUUAAUUCAAAAUUUUAAAAUUAGAAGGAUCCGUAUUAAGUAUUGCAGAUCACUGCAUUACAUAUUCUGGACCAGACAAUGUAAAGUCUUACAGAGUACAUGCACUGGAUGCCAAGCAUUAAAGUAAUUUGUAUUGUAGUUUUGUUUUGUUUUUUUGCAAUGUGCACAUGUGACAGUGUUCAAAAUUGGAGUAUGUGCACCAUUCCUCUAUUUAGGCAUAUACAGUAUUUGACUCCUCAGAUUAUAUUUGUUCCCCAGAUACUGCUCCCACAUUUUUCCAUUGCAGGAAUUUAAAUUUAAAUGUCAGUUUUAGUGUAUUACAGAUAGUUUCUCCCUUGUUUUAAAAACCAUUGGCAUAGAGCUUUCAGCUCUCUUCAGUUUGUUGAAGUGUAAAUUUGAAUGUUAUAACAAGUUAUGAUUGUACGAAAUACAUUGAUCUGUCAAAAUGCUGUAUUUAUAUUUACUGCAGCCUGUUUUGUUUUGUUGUAGUGUUUAAGUCUUGUUGUUAUCCUUGGUGAUUUGCUUUUCAGUUUAGUGCUACAGUAAAUGGGUGAUAAUGGUUUGGGAAAAAAGUUGAUGUCAAGCCUACACAUUCUGUUUAAUUUGAGUGUGUAUAUUCACAAUUAAUUUAAACUAACCUAUAAAUUCUAUAGACGAUUCAUUUGUAGGGAUCAAGAGCAGACAUACUUCCUUACCAAAAAUGCCUGAAUUUACAAGAACAUUCCAUAAAAACGGCAUUGAAACUAUUACACAAAUCAACACAAAUUAUAUACAUAAAUGUUUACUUUUGGACAAUAUAAAAACAAAUAUGAUAAAAUAUUUUUAUUUACAGGAAUCAUUGUUGUCAGUAACAUGAUUUUCAAACACCAUGUAGUUGGUUUCAAAAACAUAUUUUACAGCAUAAAACAACUUUUUUCCAGCCAAAACACCAGUCAUCUCAAUUAAAUAAACUAGGUAUGGAAUAAUUUUAAACGCAAUAAUCAGGUUUUUUGAGGGACCUAUAUAUGCCUGUACCUUAUUUAUUAACAAACCCAAAGUGCAAUAUUUAUCAUAAUAGAAGUAUUAAUUAAAAUCUAUAAUGAAGGGAAAUAUAAUUGCAGUCCUUGAACUUAAGGGCAAAAUGGUGAAUUAUAAAAACUCAGCUGUUAUAUGAUUUUACCUCCUUUGAUGUACUGAAUGACCAAUACAAUAUUUUAAUCUGUAUGUUUUGUCUUUAUAGUAACCCAAAACAUGACCAUGCUCUGAUUAUGGAAUAUAACUAAUAAUGACCUAAUGAUGUGUAGGUUUAUCUGGCUCUAUAAAGUGCUUGUUUCCUGUUCUUGCAUAGAAUACACAAUAAAAAAUAGCAAACAAAGCAAUCUUGAUCACUUAUAACAUUUCAGCAUUUAAUGUUUGCCCCAACUGCCUCUGAGCAUCUGACGCUUUUGCUGUCUGUCAGAAGUGUCCGCAUACUUUAAACCUUUUUCCCAUUUUAUGGCCAUUAGGGUAUUUACGAAAUUAUCCGUGGGCCAUACAAAUGCUUGCAAUUUCUGAUUGUGGGUUGAAAUUAACGUACGCAUUCCGUUAUGUGCUCACACAUCAAGAAAAAACAAUAAAAGGUCUGUCUAUUAUACAA
Molecule: messenger RNA, 2587 nt
Organism: Myxocyprinus asiaticus (Chinese sucker)
Lineage: Eukaryota; Metazoa; Chordata; Actinopteri; Cypriniformes; Catostomidae
Product: protein lifeguard 4-like
Exons: 7
Coding region: 113-832 (239 amino acids)
Biological process (GO): negative regulation of apoptotic process
Cellular component (GO): membrane
Source: RefSeq, a predicted model, not a curated record